Molecule: messenger RNA, 602 nt
Organism: Piliocolobus tephrosceles (Ugandan red Colobus)
Lineage: Eukaryota; Metazoa; Chordata; Mammalia; Primates; Cercopithecidae
Product: TRPM8 channel-associated factor 2
Biological process (GO): negative regulation of anion channel activity; positive regulation of protein targeting to membrane
Cellular component (GO): plasma membrane
Molecular function (GO): transmembrane transporter binding
Source: RefSeq, a predicted model, not a curated record
AUGGUGACAACUCCCACUGCUGCUUUCAGGGCCCUCAUGGAUGGAGUGACAGAUCUCCCCAGAGUCCCCGACCCCAGUGAACUCCUUAUUAGAGAGUCUACCUUCCCCGUGAUGGUGAAUGACAAGGGCCAGGUGCUCAUUACUGCCUCCUGCUAUGGCUGCCUAGUGGUUGUCUCCCAUGAGGGCUACCUGUUGCAUGCUGGCUUGGCUCCAUGUCUCCCCAUUACAGUGAGCUGGCUCUGUCCUUGUCCCGGGGAUCCCGUAGGAGUGCACCCAUCCUUGGCAGCACUAGGAAAUGUCCUGCAGGACUCUGGUGUUGAGACACAGAUUGAUCCAGAACCAGGACUGCUGGGGGUUUACUGCAUCAUUGCCUUCGAUGACACCAUGACUGCAACGCUGAACCAGUUUGGGACAUGGAGGGGCUUACUUAUCUGGGGCCGGGCCUGGUACUGGGUCAGCAAGCUCGGCCAUGACAAGAUGCUGUCCAGGUUCCUUGGGAUCAAGAUGACAAGUUUGACUGGAGUGUACUUCCCUGACACCUGUGGGGACAGAGAGCGCUUCAAGGUCUCUUAAGAAGGUUCCAAGACCCCACUCCAUGUCAG